AAUGAAACGAAAACCAAAAGUGAACUAAGAAACCAAUUUAAGUCAAAUAUACAAAGAAGGAAAAUAAAAACAAUAAAUGAAAGAAUUCAAAGUGAGUUGCGUUAAAGUUAUUUUUUAAAUAUUUAUAAAUAUAUUUUAUUCAAUAUUUUCUACUUCUCCACUCCAAGUUCAAGGCUUUCUUCUUUGUCACUUUAUAAAUUUGAUAAAAAAAUCCAUCCACCUGCUUAAGUAUUGAUUAAAAAUAUUGUUUUUUUUAUUUUUUUAUUUCUUAAGAUAAUCGAAAUAAUGGACGAUCAACAGGCUGCUAAUGAGCGCCCGCUUUACAAUCUCCCCCAGGGCUUGAACUUUGAAUCGGUGAGAUUUACGAAAGCUCUAAACAACAAUCAAUAUAUAUACUAAAUAUGAACUAUAUAUAGUUAGACUCCUUAUCUUAAUACAAUAGUAAUGCUUGACCAUAAUAUGCCAUCGACAGCGAAAGAAAUGAUAAGCUAGCUAGAUUUCUAAAUUCGUUCGGAAUAUUAAUCUGCUUGGACAGUCAUAUAUAAUCGUAACGAGUACUUAGGAACCCAAAAAUGAUAGUUAAGUCUAACUGAUCCUUGUGAUGAGCUACUUAAUGAUAUUUACACAUAAUAUAGGCAAUGUUAUGUGGGUUUUAUAGUUUUCUGUACUAGGUAAUAUUCCUGAACUUGACCAGCUGAGCUCUAUCUUCAUUUUUGCUAACCAUUUCACUUUUACUAAGUUUAAAGAGGACAAUCUCCUCAAGAAAUGUGCUUCCUUCCUAAACAGUUUGGUAUACCCACUCAGCGUAGGGCACCAGGUGGUCGAAAAGCCAACCUUAGAGAGUGGCUAGUGAUCCGCGAGUAGUUUUCGUCCAGAACUCGACCAUAAUGGACACCUUACUGGCUGCUUGGACACAGUCCGGGGAUUUCCUGCAGGAACGAUGGACUUCAUUACUGGACAUCGUUGGAGAUGAUUCGUGGCGCCUUUGGGUGGUGGGCAGCACAAUCGUCAUCUUUGUUGUAUAUUGGUUAUAUGCUGGGAUCUUUACCCUGAUGGACAUAACGAAUCGACCACUUUUCCUGCGCAAAUACAAAAUCCAGCCUGGUCAGAAUGAGCCAGUGGAUCUGGCCAAGCUCUGGAAUGCCGUCAAGGUGGUGCUGGUCAAUCUGACGGUGGUUAACUUUCUGGCUUGCUGGUCAGUCUAUGAGUUGGUUUACAAGACCGAAAACAGCGGGGACAUACGAGUGCUCCCCACAUUUAAGAGAUCUAUUCGAGAUUUGGCCAUCUUUGUAGUCCUCGAAGAGGUCAUGUUCUACUAUGCCCAUCGCCUGCUCCAUCAUAGAUCUGUUUACAAAUAUAUCCACAAGAAGCAUCACGAAUGGACGGCUCCCAUUGCCGCCAUUACAUUGUAUGCCCAUCCGGUAGAGCAUGUGGUGGCCAAUCUAAUGCCAGUAGCCACAUCCAUUGCUAUCCUGGGCACUCACGUGGCCUUGGCCUAUGUGAUCUUUGCCCUGGCCAUUAUUAACUCCAUGAGUGAUCAUACGGGCUAUAGUUUCCCCUGGUCGGCGGGUUCGGUGCGUUUCCAUGACUAUCACCAUGCCAAGUUUAACUACAACUAUGGCGUACUGGGUCUGCUGGAUAAGCUGCAUGGAACAUACCGUACUUCAGCGGAGCAGAAGGGUCCUGCCUCAAAGAUAAAGAAGACUAAAAAGAAGACUAAAUAAUCAAAGAGAUUUAAUUAUGA
This is a messenger RNA of Drosophila eugracilis, 1744 nucleotides long. RefSeq names its product fatty acid hydroxylase domain-containing protein 2. Gene Ontology annotation, molecular function: C-4 methylsterol oxidase activity; iron ion binding. The record is from RefSeq and is a predicted model, not a curated record. NCBI's taxonomy places the organism in Eukaryota, Metazoa, Arthropoda, Insecta, Diptera, Drosophilidae. Gene Ontology annotation, biological process: sterol biosynthetic process. The transcript is spliced from 2 exons. The coding region runs from base 888 to 1724 and encodes 278 amino acids.